UGGCCUCCUCCUGGUUGUGAUAUCCGCACAUGGGCUUCUAGGGCUGAGUGUAUUCACUGGAGCUGUCUUUACUAGAGUUGGUCCCUUUGGAACUUUCUCUUGCCGUUUUUUUUUGUGACCUUAGGGGGAGACCGUUUUGGCUGCAGCGAUGUCCGGGGCGCUAUGGCCCCCAGAACUGGCAGUUUUGAGGGGCUUUUCCACUGAGACAGAGCAGCAGCAAUGGAAGCAGGAGGGAGUUCUUGGCUCAGAGAGUGAAUCUUUCCUAGAGUUGCUGCUAGGAGGGGACUAUGAAGCCAUGUUCUUAAAUCCAUUGACUCAAAAUAUUUUUAAUUCAACAAUGAUUAGUGAAGACAUGAUUGACAGUUAUUUGGAGAAGCAGAUAGUAACAUUCCUGGACUACUCAACAGAUUUGGACAAAAUUGAAAGACAGCAGCUGAUAUUUCUACUUGGUGUAAGCAGUUUGCAGCUUUUUGUUCAGAGUAACUGGACUGGGCCCCUUGUUGAUUUACACCCUCAGGAUUUUUUGCCAUCUAUAUUGUUCCAGCAAUUCAGUGAGGUCAGAAGGCUGGAGGCAGUUGUUCUAAAUCUGCUUCUUCUAGAUGGUGAAUCAAUCUAUAGCCUGACAUCAAAGCCCAUACUCCUGUUAUUAGCACGAGUUAUCCUAGUGAAUAUAAAACAUAAGCUGAUGGCGAUUCAGAGUUUGCCAUGGUGGACAAUGAGAUGUGUGAAUAUUCAUCAGCAGUUGCUUGAAGAGCGCUCACCUCAACUCUUUGCUCUUGCCGAAGGCUGUAUUGAUCAAGUGAUGAAGCUGAAGAAUCUGUUUGUAGGUGAUUCUGGUCAAUGUCUGGCUAUUCAAUUCCAUCUAGAAUGUGCAUAUAUAUAUUUAUAUUUUUAUGAAUAUAAGAAAGCAAAAGAUCAAUUUGGUAUUGCCAAAGACAUCAGCAAAUUGCAAAUUGACUUGACAGGUGCUUUGGGAAAAAGGACACGGUUCCAGCAGAAUUAUGUGGCACAACUUAUUGUUGAUGUAAGAAGGGAAGGGGAUGUCUUUUCACGAUGUGAGUUCAGUCCAGCACCUACUCUUCAGGAACUUUUGACCAAGAAUCUUGAACUCAAUGAUGACACUGUUCUGAAUGAGAUAAAGUUAGCAGAUUGUGAACAAUUUCAGAUGCCUGAUCUGUGUGCUGAAGAGCUUGCUGUUAUCCUUGGAGUCUGCACUAAUUUCCAAAAGAAUAACCCAGUGCAUAAACUAACAGAAGAGGAGCUGCUGGCAUUUACAUCAUGUCUGCUUUCCCAGCCAAAAUUCUGGGCCAUUCAGACAUCAGCUUUGAUCCUCCGGACAAAACUUGAGAGAGGAAGCACACGACGCGUGGACCGGGCAAUGAGGCAGACACAGGCUCUUGCAGAUCAAUUUGAAGAUAAAACUACAUCUGUAUUGGAACGUAUGAAGAUUUUCUAUUGCUGUCAAGUACCACCUCACUGGGCUAUUCAGCGCCAACUUGCAAGUUUACUCUUUGAGUUGGGGUGUACCAGUUCAGCCCUUCAGAUAUUUGAGAAGCUGGAAAUGUGGGAAGACGUUGUCAUUUGUUAUGAAAGAGCCGGGCAGCAUGGGAAGGCAGAAGAAAUUCUUAAAAAAGAACUAGAGAAGAAAGAAACGCCAAGUUUAUAUUGUUUGCUGGGAGAUGUCCUUCGAGAGCACUCACAUUACGACAAGGCCUGGGAGUUGUCUGGACAUCGCAGUGCUCGGGCUCAGCGCUCCAAGGGCCUCCUUCAUCUACGAGACAAGGAGUUUCGAGAGUGUGUGCAGUGCUUCGAACGCUCCGUGAAGAUUAAUCCCAUGCAGCUGGGGGUGUGGUUUUCUCUCGGUUGUGCCUAUUUAGCCUUGGAAGACUAUGGAGGUUCAGCAAAGGCGUUUCAGCGUUGUGUGACACUAGAGCCCGACAAUGCUGAAGCCUGGAACAACUUAUCAACUUCCUAUAUACGAUUAAAACAAAAAGUGAAAGCUUUCAGAACUUUACAAGAAGCUCUCAAAUGCAACUAUGAACACUGGCAGAUCUGGGAAAACUACAUUCUCACUAGUAUUGAUGUUGGGGAAUUUUCAGAAGCCAUUAAAGCUUACCAUCGGCUCUUGGACUUACGAGACAAAUAUAAAGAUACUCAGGUCCUUACAAUUCUGGUCCGGGCAGUGACUGAUGGGAUGACCGAUCGAAGCGGAGAUGUCGCCACCAGCCUCAAGGGGAAGCUGCAGGAGUUAUUUGGCAGAGUCACUUCAAAAGUGACAAAUGAUGGAGAAAUCUGGAGGCUGUAUGCCCAGGUAUAUGGAAAUGGGCAGAGUGAAGAGCCUGAUGAAAACGAAAAAGCAUUCCAGUUUCUCUCUAAGGCAUACAAGUGUGACACACAGUCCAGUUGUUGGGAGAAAGAUAUUACAUCAUUUAAGGAAGUGGUUCAGAGAGCCUUAGGACUCGCACAUGUGGCUAUCAAAUGCAGUAAAAACAAAUCUAGUCCCCAAGAGGCUGUGCAAGUGCUUUCUUCCGUUCGACUUAACAUACGGGGCUUGUUAUCUAAAGCAAAGCAACUUUUUACAGAUGUGGCAAGUGGAGAAAUUUCUGGAGAGAUAGCUGAUGAAAUAGCAACUAUGGAUACUUUGGUAAUGGAGCUCCAAGAUCUGAGCAACCAAUUUCGAAAUCAGUAUUGACCAUCCUGGGAACAGUUUCUGGAAAAAGUGCUUUUGCUUUCUGGAACAUAACUUAUACCUGUGUAUCUGAAGUAGAAGAAUCUAAUUUUUAAAUAAAUUUCUUUUUUAUGGCUUA
Molecule: messenger RNA, 2807 nt
Organism: Condylura cristata (star-nosed mole)
Lineage: Eukaryota; Metazoa; Chordata; Mammalia; Eulipotyphla; Talpidae
Gene: TTC27
Product: tetratricopeptide repeat domain 27
Exons: 20
Coding region: 149-2692 (847 amino acids)
Molecular function (GO): protein binding
Source: RefSeq, a predicted model, not a curated record